AUGAUUCAUUACCGCAAUGAUGCUCAUUCAUACGAAGAGCUUCUCGAUUAUCUCCGACGAGAACUCAGAGCUUCGAAAGAUUUGGUGAUUGGUAGCGAUGGCGCACCAGCCAUUGCACAUGCUGUUACAUCAGUCUUCCCUGAUUCUAUUCAUCUUUUUUGUGUAAGACAUGUUCGAAAUAAUAUUGAGCGCCAUUUGAUGAAACUUCAACUUUCAAAAUAUGAACGUCGUGACCUGCUUGAAUACUUGUUUGAUGCUCCAGAAUCAUUAAUUCAGUCGGAAACUGAACAUGAGUUUAAUCAAAGAGUUGACGGCCUUCGCGAUGUUUGGCACAGUAUCGCAGAUACAAACGAACAGCGACUCAGUGAUUCCAGCGAUUUUUUUGCAUGGUUUACUCGUUAUCAGGUCGAUACAUUUCGCCAUCACCUUAUUGGCUCCGUACGUCUUCAAGCUGGAUAUCUAGAUCAUCAUGGUUCACCACGAUUAUUUUACAACAACGAUAUUGAGGCGUUUAAUCAUGUGCUCAAAAACGAUGCCCGUUGGGAGUUACAGUCUCUCUCUCGCAUUAUAGACAUAAUAGACAAUCAAAUUACAAUGCAAAAAAAUGAAUCCAUUCGAGCUCUCUAUAACGCCGGGGAGUUUGAAAUCGUAUCACCUUAUACCAGGUAG
Molecule: messenger RNA, 669 nt
Organism: Rotaria sp. Silwood2
Lineage: Eukaryota; Metazoa; Rotifera; Eurotatoria; Philodinida; Philodinidae
Source: the annotation of a GenBank genome assembly